AUUCAAGUUAUUACAACAUCCGGGUAUUGGGCAAGAAUGGAAUAUAGGUCAUGCCCCUAAUUUUUUGUCAACAACUAACGUAAACUUUUUCCUUUUAAAUACAGAAUCAGACAUGGCCUCGAUGAGGACGUUUGGUUUGAGAUAUAUGCCUGGUGAACCCCCAGGAACAACCCGACUGCUAAGAGUAAAAGUGUUAAAUGGCGUCAAUUUGGCUAAGAAAGACAUUUUUGGAGCAAGUGAUCCAUAUGUGAGGAUUUCCUUGUUUAGAGGGGACAGAGAUUCUGGACUCAUAGACUCUGCUACCACAGCAACCAUUAAAAAGACAUUAAAUCCUGUGUGGAAUGAAGAGUUCUUAUUUAGGGUAAACCCCAGGGACAAUAAAAUAUUGUUUGAAGUGUUUGAUUCCAACAGAGUGACCCGAGAUGAUUUCCUGGGCCUGGUAGAAAUCCCUUUAAUUCACACAGCAAUACAGAUUGAGGGAGACAAUGUAAUUGAACCUAAAUCCUAUCUGUUAAGGCCUCGCAGUUCUCGAUCCCGAGUUAGGGGGAAUUUAAUGAUUUACCUCGCGUAUGUGACCCCAGAAGAAGGGGUUGAAACACAGCAGGAUGAUUCAGGGGCACAGAACUCUACAGAACCAACAUGGGAGAUGGUGGAUCUAGACAAUGCCUUAGAUCAGCUUCAAACAAUCUCCUGUACAAACGAUGCCUCCGGGGCCUCAGGACCGACCAACGAGGAAGAAAAUGAACCCCUACCCCCGGGAUGGGAGGUCCGCACCCACCAACCUACUGGGAAAAAAUACUAUAUCAAUCACAACACCCGCAAAACCCAGUGGGAUCCACCACCUAGGGGACAGAGAACAGGAAGUACCUCCCUGCCACCAGACUGGGAGGAGAGACAGGAUUCUAACGGACGAAUUUAUUACGUCAACAGUGUCACGCGAGCCACACAGUUUGAGAGACCUACAAGUGAAAAUCAGGAGAGUCCUACAGAGGAAGCUCAGCACAGAAGGAUGGAGGCGGCCGAGUUAUUCCGUAAUCGUCGUCACGUCAGUGUGGAGGACACGAUCAGUAUGCACAGUGAGAUGGCCCUGCCAACCACCGCCACAGGGGUCAGAGAUCAGGAGGAGCAGGAGGAACGCAGAGAGCGACGAUCGGCAAAUGUACGUGCUGCCUCAAUAGACAUUCCAACAAUUGUACAAGGUACAUGUAUUUAUUAAAGUUUACGUACAAACAAAAUCUUUUUGCACAAAAAGCACCAUGUAUUUCCACUUCUGUUUGAAUAAAAUGUUCUCAUUUUUUAAAGAAAUAUAAGAAUUUCAGCCAUCUGUAUUGUACUUUUAAUGAAUUGCAAAUUUAUUUUUAAAAAAACACACACAUGCCAAU
This is a messenger RNA of Saccostrea cuccullata (small rock oyster), 1382 nucleotides long. Its product is annotated as E3 ubiquitin-protein ligase NEDD4-like. The coding region runs from base 113 to 1216 and encodes 367 amino acids. Gene Ontology annotation, molecular function: protein binding; calcium ion binding. Gene Ontology annotation, biological process: regulation of neurotransmitter secretion. Gene Ontology annotation, cellular component: synaptic vesicle membrane. The record is from RefSeq and is a predicted model, not a curated record. The transcript is spliced from 12 exons. Lineage: Eukaryota; Metazoa; Mollusca; Bivalvia; Ostreida; Ostreidae.